Molecule: messenger RNA, 717 nt
Organism: Mirounga angustirostris (Northern elephant seal)
Lineage: Eukaryota; Metazoa; Chordata; Mammalia; Carnivora; Phocidae
Gene: TGIF2LX
Product: TGFB induced factor homeobox 2 like X-linked
Exons: 2
Biological process (GO): negative regulation of transcription by RNA polymerase II
Molecular function (GO): DNA-binding transcription repressor activity, RNA polymerase II-specific; RNA polymerase II cis-regulatory region sequence-specific DNA binding
Source: RefSeq, a predicted model, not a curated record
GAAGACACAAAAAGAUGGAAAAAAGAAAGCCCAGCAGAGAACCAAAGCCUGGCUCAAGGCACCUCAGUCAUGUUGAAUAGUGACACUGGUGCAGAUAAAGUUCUUGCCUCACUAGAAGGUAAGAGGAAGAGGAAAGGGUACUUGCCAACUGAGUCAGUGAAGAUCCUCCGAGACUGGCUGUAUGAACACCGGUUUAGGGCCUACCCUUCAGAAGCAGAGAAGCGAAUGCUGUCCGAGCAGACUAAUUUGUCUUUUCUGCAGAUCUCUAACUGGUUUAUCAAUGCCCGCAGACGUGUUCUUCCAGAAAUGCUUCAACAGGUUGGAAAUGACCCCAACCAGAUCACUGUGUACCACCAAAAAGGCAAGGCUGCUGAUGUGACCCAUGAGCAGAGCACAGAUCCACCUAUACAGGCCAGGUCAGGGCCCAGAGAUCCAGACAAAAUGCAGUGCCUUCCCUUGAGCCUCCUUCCAAUGAGCCAGAAGUCAGGAGAGAAGCUGCUAGAUUCAGAGUUGUCUCCAGGCCAGAAGCUCACCCCAAAGGCCCAGCCAAGAAAAAAGGUCAAGUUUUCCACUAGUGAACCCUUGCUUAUGACAUCUCCCAAACCUGUGUUAACAGAGGAGUACAAGGACUUCAGCAGCUUCCAGCUGCUGGUUGAUGUAGCUGUGCAAAAAGCUGUGGAACUGGAGCUACAGAAGAAUCAAGAGCCCAAUCCAUGA